AUGACAGUUUUUGGUUUAUUAACCUAUCGUAACAUCAAACAUUUACAACAAGGCCAGAAACGAACUACAAUUGAACGUCAGCUUGGUCAAAUGCUAACUUUGCAAGUCAUCUGUGUUUUUGUUGCAACAUGUGCUUAUACAACACAAAAUUUCUACACUCUAAUUACGAUGUACAUACCGAAAACUCCUCUCCGUCAAGCACAAGAAAAUGUCGGUUUAGCAAUUGCAUUAUUUUUCUCAUUUACAUGUUAUACAUUUAAUUUCUAUCUUUAUCUGAUCUUCUCACCAUCGUUUCGUAAACAAUUCACGAAAGUACUGAAAAGAUGUUUGGGUGGUGAUAGGAACUCAGUUAAACCCUCAAAUGGAGCAUUGACACGUAAUACACAUAAGACAUGCAACACACGUAGUACACGUAAUGGACUUUCUAUGGUUGCUUUUGAUGGUCCUCCGCAACAAUGUUCAGUUGUAUUUCUUCCCAAGCCGUCUCAAGUUACAAAACAAUCCUGUAAUUAA
Molecule: messenger RNA, 513 nt
Organism: Didymodactylos carnosus
Lineage: Eukaryota; Metazoa; Rotifera; Eurotatoria; Philodinida; Philodinidae
Source: the annotation of a GenBank genome assembly